GCGGCUGCGAGGCUCGGGAGGGGGCGGAGCGGCGCGGCCGGCGUGCAGCGGCCCCAGUCCGCGGAUCCGGCCCGGCCCGCCCCCGCCUCGCCGGCCUCGCUGCGCGCCGGUGCGAGGCGCCCAGUCUCCGCCGCAGCGGCCGCCGGCGUCCCGGGCCCGAGCGAACCCACGCCCGGAGGCCGGGGUGCCGGGGAGCCGACGCGUGGCCAUGGAGCGGGAGCCCCGCGCCAGGGUUGCACUGGUGCCGGAGCGGUGCGGCCGCGGGCCUUCCUCCCGCCACCGCCACCCGGGGCUGCUGUUCCCCGGCCUCUGGCUGCUGCUGCUCGCCGGGCCGGCCUCGUGCACCCCAGAUGAACUCUCCCUGGAUCAGCACAGCCAUCCUGUACGCCCUGCGGACUUCCUGCCAGAGAGAAGCAUCAUGCACAGUACUGCACAAGUGACCUUAUCAGGGACUGUUCCCAGGUCCCUACCAAGCGUCUCUGUCCUUGUCCUCUCCUCUCUGUCAGACACUUUUGAUUCAGCCUUUUUAAGCCAGAGACAACAGACUCAAAGUACAGCGGAGCCCAGUAUCUUUGAGGCAAAUUAUGGAUCCGUGACGAGUAAUGAGGUGACCCUCGAUGAUGAGGAGAUGGAUAACUUUUUGCCGGAUGCUCACUGGACCUCUUCAAGGGGGGUCUCCCCAGUGCGGUAUAUCACACCGAGCCCACCAGAACCACCUCAGGAAAUGCUGGAGCCUGGCGCGACCCCAUCACUACCCACCAUUUCUUUGCAGGAUGAAGUGCUGUCCGGGUGUCAGAACACAGUGCAACAGGCAACUGUAUAUGUGGAGCCGUCCACGUAUUUCGGCACUUCUUGGUCAGCUUUUCUCACAUCUGAGGGCAUCAUUCCAACUCCUAGUAGGAAUUCGGUGCUUCAUCCUAUAGAAAUUCACAGCCAGUUAUCAAGCAAGGCUUUGCCAGAGACAGUAGCUUCUGUAACAGAGGGCUCAGAAAACCUCCUUUUUAGCUCCUGGAUUUCAGUGUCUCAGCCAUCAGGCAAUGGCAUGACUCAACAGCCAUCUGUUCCCCUGUGGGAGGUCUCACAGCCGCUAGUGGGUGUCCUGGCCACAAGCUCGGACAGAUACCCUAAUGAGACCACUGCUUGGAUCGAACAUCCAGAGGAAGCCAUCGCUCUAAGAGCACACCCUGGCAUAACCACGUCACCCACAGACCCCACUUUUAGCAGUCAGCCUUCUGCUCUGUUUUCAACCCCACUUUCAUCUGUGUCUUUUGCUACCCAAUUACCUGGAGUUUCAGAUAACACCUUCUUCUCUAGUGAGGCCAGGGAAGCCUUAGAAUCACGGCAGAACUCCCCAGUCCCCAGUUUCACUGACCAUCCUUAUGUCCUGAGCCCUGAGGCUUCCCUGAGACCACACACGAGGUGUGUGUCUUGUGUUGUCUCAUCAUUUCAGCAAGAACUGUCGAGGAGCCUCACAGAGAAGGACAUGGGGAUAGGGGACAGGCUAGAGACUUUGUCUACUGCCUCGGUAGAGGCAACUCAUGUCUCUCCAUUGAGCAGUGUGGGCACAGACCUCUCUGAACUUAAAGAACCUCAAGAACUUAAUACACUUUUCCCUUCCAGACCUGUGGUUUCCUUUUCUUCCAGACCUGUGGGGCUGUGGGAAGCCAGCAUGGAUGUGUCACCUGAGGUGAAUGUGAGUGGCAUUGCCACCACUCAGGUGUACCCUUCCCAUGACCGCCUCUCCACACCAAGCUCACUGGAUUCGACUUUUGGCUUCUCUGUCACCAGUGAUCUAGUGAUGUCAUCCAGUGUGAUCCAUCUGUUGUCCUCUGUCAUCCCCAGCACCCAUUUUGACUCAUCUUUCUCCUUGACUGCAAAUCAAAACGCUCCAUCCUUCCCAGCUGGAAACCCAAGCCUUCUCACCUCUCCUAGUCUGGUCCCCUCAGCACAGUCUCAAGUUUUCUCUCCUGGAGCACCUACCAGUUCUCCGGAACUUGAGUCUGGAAGUCUUUUGGAUUUUACAUCCAGCUUUUACUCAACUCCACCCCUGGACUUCAGCACUCCAGCCCCUUCACGGUCAGACGAGCUUGCUUUCCCAUCUCUGAUGUCAAGCGAUCCAUCAACCUUCUUUUCUCAAACUUUUUCCACCGUGGCGGAGACAUUUUCACUGUCCAACUCCAUGAAUUUGCAAUCACCUCAGCUUUCUGUUCUUAAUCCCACAAGUCUAGAGCCGUCUCAGCCACUGUCAAGUGCAGACCUCCUUUUGAACACGGUCACUGUUCUUCCUAGUCAACCUGAGAGGCCCCCACUUUCAAGCUCCUCCUCCGAAUCUCUCGAGUUCGCCGAAGCAUCCAGAGUUUCGCUGAGAGAAUCCCAUGUUUAUCUUACCUCAGCUUUCUCUGAAACUACCUCUGCCUUUGAAUUUUCACCUAUUCCCCAUGAGUCCAUGGUCAGCACACUGGUGCCCUCCAGCUCUGAGCCCUCUUUUGGCAUCUCCACAGCUGGGACUCACCUCAUAUCACUGCCAACUGUUUUCCAUUUGACACCUAUUUUAACUGAGUCAUUUCCAUUCUCGACUCUGACACCAUCUGAUGGCAGUGUGCGUGUGACAGACCACCACACACCAGUCUUAACCACACCCACCAAUGUCAUUCUAACCAGCACAGAGUCGAUCUCUGACCCGUACCUGUCAGCCUCCUCAUCACUCGUUUCUGAAGUAAGCCCUUCACCUCUGCCCACAAAGCCAGUUGUGGGCUCAUCAUUGACACCCACAGAUUUCCCGCCCAGUACUUCCCCAGAACCAAGUACAUCCCUGGAACUGAGCAUGCCCAGUGCCAGCACUGCCCCUGGUGAUACUGUGGACUCUGCUCUGAACAGCGAGCCUAUGAGUCACAAUCCUCAGGGGAACAGUGUACCCCCUCCCCAGCCCUCCCUCGGUCCUGCUACCACCUCCACGCUUGAAGCCACAGUUGGUACACCAGCACUGGCCACAGCCAAGCCGCCAUAUGUGUGUGAUAUUACGGUUCCCGAUGUCUAUUUGAUCACAACUGUGCUGGCCAGACGAGCUGUGCAGGAGUAUAUCAUUACAUCAAUUAAAGAAGUGCUGAGAAUCCACUUCAACCGUGCGGUGGAGCUAAAGGUUUAUGAACUAUUCACAGACUUCACAUUUCUGGUAACAUCUGGUCCCUUUGUUUACACGGCAAUAUCGGUCAUUAACGUCCUCAUCAAUAGCAAACUUGUACGUGGCCAAACUCCUUUAAUCCUGUCUGUGAAACCAUCUUUCCUCGUGCCAGAUCCCAGGUUUCAAGUUCAAACAGUACUGCAGUUCGUGCCUCCGAGUGUCGAUACUGGCUUCUGCAACUUCACUCAGAGCAUUGAGAAAGGCCUGAUGACAGCUCUCUUUGAAGUGAGGAAACACCAGGGAACGUAUAACCUUACAGUGCAGAUUGUGAAUGUCACCAUUGCUUCUUCGAGGGUGGCUCCCCGGAGGGGCCCAGUGAAUAUUAUCUUUGCUGUUAAAGGCUCGCAAGGUUUUCUGAAUGGGUCGGAGGUGAGCGACUUGCUGAGGAACCUGACGGUGGUGGAGUUCAGCUUCUACCUGGGGUACCCGGUGCUACAGAUUGCAGAGCCCUUCCAAUACCCACAGCUCAAUUUAUCUCAGUUACUGAAGUCCUCUUGGGUCAGAACAGUCCUCCUGGGUGUAGUAGAAAAGCAGCUCCACAAUGACGUGUUUCCAGCCGAGAUGGAGCGCAAACUGGCCCAGCUGCUCAGCGAGGUGCCCACCAGAAGACGCAUGUGGCGGAGAGCCACCGUAGCUGCUGGGAACAGUGUGGUACAGGUGGUGAACGUGUCCAGACUGGAGGGAGAUGACAACCCGGUGCAGCUCAUCUACUUUGUGGAGAAUCAAGAUGGAGAGAGACUCAGUGCAGUCAAGUCUUCAGAUCUGAUCAACAAGGUAGACCUCCAGAGGGCGGCCAUCAUCCUGGGGUACCGGAUUCGAGGCGUCAUUGCCCAGCCUGUGGACAGGGUGAAGAGGCCAUCCCCGGAGUCACAGAGCAGCAACCUCUGGGUUGUGGUGGGCGUGGUCAUUCCCGUGCUGGUGGUCACCGUAAUUGUUGUCAUCCUCUACUGGAAGCUGUGCCGCACGGACAAGCUAGACUUCCAGCCAGACACGGUGGCCAACAUACAGCAGCGGCAGAAGCUGCAGAUCCCCAGCGUGAAAGGCUUCGAUUUCGCUAAGCAGCACCUGGGUCAGCACAAUAAAGACGACAUACUGAUUAUCCAUGAGCCAGCGCCACUGCCAGGCCCUGGGAAGGACCACACCACACCCUCAGAAAACGGAGACGUGCCGAGCCCAAAGUCAAAGGUCCCUUCCAAGAACACUCGGCACAGGGGGAGGGUUUCCCCCUCAGACGCCGACGACUCAACAGUCAGCGAGGAGUCCAGCGAGAGGGAUGCGGGGGAGAAGGCGCCGGCUGCCGCCCCUGAGAACAAGGCCCUCAGGGCUCCGCAGAGCGGUGCCCCCCUGCCCAGUUCAGGCAAUGAGCAGCAUUCCUCAGCCUCCAUCUUUGAGCACGUGGACAGGAUUUCGAGAACCUCAGAGGCCAGUCGGAGGGUCCCCAGUAAGAUCCAGCUUAUUGCCAUGCAGCCCAUCCCAGCCCCUCCAGUGCAGCACCCUGUCCUGGCCGACCGAGUGGCAGAAACCAACAAAAUCAACAAGGAGAUCCAGUCGGCGCUGCGCCACAAGUCGGAGAUUGAGCAUCACCGCAACAAGAUUCGCCUGCGUGCCAAACGCCGAGGCCACUACGAGUUCCCAGUGGUGGAUGACCUGUCUUCUGGGGACACCAAGGAGCGACACCGAGUAUACCGCAGGGCACAAAUGCAGAUUGACAAGAUCCUGGACCCCGCAGCCAGUGUGCCCUCUGUGUUCAUAGAGCCCAGGAAGAGCUCACGGAUGAAACGUUCUCCUAAGCCACGCCGGAAACACCAGGUCAACGGCUGUCCCGCUGAUGCGGAGAAAGACCGACUCAUCACCACAGACAGUGACGGCACAUACAAGCGGCCUCCGGGUGUGCACAACUCUGCCUACAUUGGAUGCCCAUCUGAUCCUGACCUCCCAGCGGAUGUCCAGACACCCUCCUCUGCAGAGCUGGGCAGGUAUCCCGGCCUGCCCUUCUCAGCCUCUCAGUACAUCCCGCCUCAGCCGUCCAUCGAGGAGGCACGCCAGACCAUGCACUCUCUCCUGGAUGACGCCUUCGCCCUCGUGGCUCCUAGCAGCCAGCCCUCCAAUGCUGUGGGAGCGGGUACUGGUGUGCCUGCCAGCCUGCCUGUGAAUAGCACCCCUUCCAGGGAAGAAAGGCGAGCCACGCAGUGGGGGUCCUUCUACAGCCCAGCUCAGUCGGCCAACAACCCUUGCAGUAGAUACGAAGACUAUGGAAUGACUCCCCCUUCGGGCCCAUUGCCAAGACCUAGCUUUGGCCCAGGGUUGCUGCCGUCUUCAGAGCUGGUUCCCCCUGAGCCCCCACAGCCACAGUCAUCAACUGAUGCUCCAUAUGCUGCCCGAGGGAUCUACUCAGAGGAGAUGCCAUCAGUGGCCCGGCCUCGUCCUGUUGGGGGUACCACAGGCUCCCAGAUCCAGCAUCUGACACAGGUGGGAAUCGCAAGCAGAAUCGGGGCCCAGCCAGUGGAAAUUCCUGCCGGCAGAGGCAGCCAGUACGGGGGACCAGGCUGGCCUGUGUACGGGGAGGAGGAGGCAGGGCAGAGAGAAGCCACCCACAUGCUCGGACAUCAAGAGUAUUCUUCACCGCUGUUUCAGGUGCCAAGGACUUCGGGCAGGGAGCCCUCAGCCCCUCCCGGGAACCUCGCCCACCGAGGGCUACAAGGCCCUGGGCUGGGUUACCCCACCAGCUCCACAGAGGACCUCCAGCCUGGCCACUCCUCCGCCUCCCUCAUCAAAGCGAUCCGCGAGGAGCUCCUGCGGCUCUCUCAGAAACAGGGCUCAGUACAGAACUUCCACAGCUGAUCAGCCUCCCUUGCAGGUUUGCCAAGUAUCUGCUUCCCGUGGAAGCAAGACCAAAAGGAAACCAACCGAGUGGGUGUUUGGAAGCGUCGGAAGUAGCAUCUCCGGGCAAGCCGCCCACGGAAGGGAACAAGUCGCAAUGUUAGAAGAUGCCAUAAAGUCACAUGGACAACUCAUGGUACUUUUACUGGGUUGGCAAUUUGAUGACCACUUUGGUUCAGUCAAAAUGUGUGUACUUUGGGCCAAAAGCCAGCACUUACACACACACACACACACACACACACACACACACACACACACACAGAAAACCAAAACACAAACCUAAGCUAACAAAACAUAAGUAGUUAGUCUAUUCUUCCAAAGGCAAAAGAUUAAACCCUAGGGAUGCGGGGGCAGCCUUUCCCUGGGAAUCUGACUGGUCCGCACAACACACCCACUGCUCAGUUUCCUGAGAAGAGAGAUCUCAAGACAUUUUAGUAACAGCUUGAGCCCUCUUUUCCUCCAUAGGAACUUAUGUUAAUAGUAAUAUUAACAACAAGACAUGCUAAGACUGUUUGGUAAUCUAGAAGAGCUACGAGUGAGAACCUGAUGGUCGGUCGUGGAGCCUGGUGAUUUCAAACAAAGCCAUCGCCUGUGUUCUUUCUCCUUCUGGUGCUACAGCUCUGAGGGCCUUCACCUUUCUGUCUGAAAUACAACUGUGGCUUUUGCAGUAGAAGAAUAUGUUGGUGGUUUCAUUGUGUUCUGGGGUCGGGGGGGGGGGAAGAAAAAGAAAAAGCUGUACUUGGGAGGGGGAGCUUCGUAUUUAUUUGGUUAUUCAGAAUACAUAUCAGAGUUUGGGUUUCCAGUCUUAGUUGCAUUUGCUGUUUAUUUGUUGGGCUCACCCAGCUCUUGACACCAUAGCAGAGCGUCUCCGAAAGGUCCGUCCUCCGGAAUGAGGCUGUUGGGGUGUCCUGACCCAGGUCCUUGUGCUUCACUGACAGUUUGCUCGCAGGCUCUGUUUGAAUGUCUUGCGGAAGCAGACAUUAUUUUCAGUGAUUCUUAGGACUACCUGAUUGUCAUGACUCUGCCCAUGGUAGUCAGGUCCCCUGAGCUCUGGACUGGAAGUGGAACUGUGUUCCUGCCAGCCUCUGUAAUGACUGAAGAAAUACAGGGUUUUGAAAAUAUGAAGGAAAUGAGUUUCCCCCAUUUCUGAUUUAGCUAUUAUUUAUUUGUCUGAAGCCUGUCAUACUCACUUUGGGCCAGAGAGAGGUUACCUCACAGUGUGCUUCUGAUGUCACAUUUCUCAGCCUCCGACAUGACAUUCUGUAUCCUGGUGCCUGAAGGAAACUCUGGGAAAUUGCACACUAACAGGGAGUCGAACCAUGAAGUUCUUUGUCAGAUGAAUGAAUACUUUUGAUUGAACAACAGAUAAUGGGUUAGAGUUUGGGGUGGGGGUGGGGGAUGGGGGGUGGGGGUGAUGCUCAACCUAAUCAAAACUGUGUGUCUGCAAGUUUGAAGAAAAGGGAGACAGCUAGAACAAGCCCCCAGACUGCAGUCACUGGCUCCAGAAUUGUCUGUGCCCUUCUCAGUCAGUCUCGGGACACAAGGACACCUGUUCCUGGAAACCGGGGCAGCCAGUGCUUAUCUGUACACUCCAGAUGAAAAGGCAUGCAGGAGGGACCCUCUGAUCUUUGUCAGGUGGCCUGCAGCCACUCUGCAGAGGAUGGAAGAGGAGACCCCUGUUCUGGGCUUACUUAUUAAUCUUGAUUUAAUACGUUCUCUUCCCAAGCUGGAAGAUCCUCUUUCUAGGCCUCUCUAACCAAGUCUCAACUAUCCAGGCAGAGUUUUAAUAUGACAUCAUGUGGUAAAUGCAGAUCAACACAGAAUAAAUGGCUCUUUCUCACCCCAUGUCAUGGAUGUUAUGGACAUAGAGUAUCCUAAUGGUACACCUCCUUUGUACAAUGCCAAAAUGAGCCUCCGUGUCAGAGGAUACGACAAAAACAGCAAUUUUGAUGCCUUUGAAAUGAUGAAGGGGUUCUACCUGUAUUUUUACUCUUAGAACAGAUACACUUUUAAAGGGUAUCACAACCAAAGGUGGAGUGUAGUGUGGCAUGCAGGCUCUGUGGGGGGCGCCAGUGCUCAGUUAGUUGUUGGUUAUUUAAAGCACACUCCGAUUGCACUCAUUUCCCCUACACAACUGGCACAGCAGGUUGACCAUCCUUAAACUGCUGUGGGAUAUGCCACGUCCUGCAGGCGUCCAGUCAGUCAUCCAGUGUGCUCCCCUAAAAAGCAUCGUCCUCAACAUGUAUAAAUUAUUAAAAGUGCUCCAAAAUGAAAGUUAAGUUUAAUGUCUGUCCUUUUCUUCUAAUUUUAGAAAUUCUGUUGAGAAACAAAAACUGCAAAUUCGA
This is a messenger RNA of Mus pahari (shrew mouse), 8406 nucleotides long. RefSeq names its product KIAA1549 ortholog. The coding region runs from base 209 to 6022 and encodes 1937 amino acids. Lineage: Eukaryota; Metazoa; Chordata; Mammalia; Rodentia; Muridae. The transcript has 20 exons. The record is from RefSeq and is a predicted model, not a curated record.